AUUGUACCGCACGGUUUACUUGGUGGGAAGUGAGGAUCAGCCGACAUCCCAACCACAUACAAUUCGUCUUACCUUUUUCCGCUUAAUAUAAACAAAGAUGGCUAUGACAGUUUAUAGGAAAUUUUCACAAAUCAAAGGCCUUCAUUCUUUUAAAAAAGGUUUCUCAUCUAGUGCCGCAACCCAGCUGGAACCUUUCAAGCUCAUAAAGUUCGCAAAUCAAAAUGGGGUUUAUAAUGUACAACUUGACUCCCCUAGCACAAGGAAUGCCCUUUCACUUGAGAUGUUGAAUGAACUUCAUACAACUUUCAAGAUGGUCAAUGAAGCCAAAGACUCCCGUUGUGUGUUACUGUCUUCUACUGGAAAAGUCUUCUCAGCUGGCCACAACUUGAAAGAGUUGACGAAAGACAUACCUCAAACUCAUCAUGGUCUGGUUUUUUCAACGUGUACUAGCCUAAUGAAACUCUUGCUUGAGUGUCCUGUCCCCGUUGUGGCAAAGGUUGACGGAAUAGCUGCAGCUGCAGGUUGCCAACUGGUAGCCAUGUGUGACAUUGUAGUAGCAAGCAGCCAUUCCACAUUUUCCACACCGGGUGUCAAUUUGGGUCUCUUUUGCUCAACACCUGGUGUUGCUGUUGCCAGAUCCAUCCCAAUGAAAUUAGCUUCAUAUAUGCUUUAUACUGGACUCCCUAUAUCAGCUGAUGAAGCUUUGAAGGCUGGUCUAGUUAGUAGAGUUGUCAAGGCCGAACAAUUAGAAAGUGAAACGCAAAAAGUAAUUGAAAGUAUUCGCGAAAAGAGCUUACCUGUAAUCCGUUUGGGAAAGCAAUUUCUGCAACGUCAGAUCAAAAUGAAUAAUAUCAUGGAGGCUUACAAAGAGGGAGAGAGCGUAAUGAUGAACAAUUUGCAGCUUUACGACACGCAAGAGGGUUUGCAAAGUUUCGGCGAGAAGCGUAAGCCUGAAUUUCAGGAUAAGUGAGCCUUCGUAGUGUUAUUAUUUUACCACCAUUGUGAAGGAAGUUUUAAAUAUUUUAAUA
Molecule: messenger RNA, 1028 nt
Organism: Daphnia carinata
Lineage: Eukaryota; Metazoa; Arthropoda; Branchiopoda; Diplostraca; Daphniidae
Product: enoyl-CoA hydratase domain-containing protein 3, mitochondrial-like
Exons: 6
Coding region: 98-970 (290 amino acids)
Cellular component (GO): mitochondrion
Molecular function (GO): hydro-lyase activity
Source: RefSeq, a predicted model, not a curated record